UGUUGUUAAAGAGAGGCAGAGCGACGCGUCUGCUCUCAUGACUCUCAUCUAUUCUCGGUGAAUCUUCGAGUUUUACCUCAGCAGAUCACCUAACUUUAUGAGAGGUGAAGAGUUGUCAUGAAUACAUCAGUGUUUGCUUUAGCUUUCCUUCUGCAGAUUUACUGUCAAUGUAAUUGCCAAAAUGUGACAAGACCCAACAUUGUGAUGGUGAUGAGUGAUGCAUUUGAUGGUCGACUAUCCUUUGAUCCUGGCAGCAAAGUUGUUCAACUGCCUUACAUAAACUAUCUCAGGCAGCUCGGUUCCACUUUUCUGAAUGCCUACACCAACUCUCCAAUCUGCUGCCCUUCAAGAGCAGCCAUGUGGAGUGGCCAGUUUGUUCAUCUCACUCAAUCGUGGAACAACUUCAAGGGUUUAGACGCAAAUGCGACCACGUGGAUGGAUUUGCUGGAGAAGAAUGGAUAUCUUACCAAGAUGAUUGGCAAGCUGGAUUAUAUCUCAGGGAGUCACACCGUCAGCAACCGUGUUGAGGCGUGGACACGAGAUGUUCAGUUCCUCCUGCGCCAAGAGGGCCGGCCGGUUUCUGAACUUGUUGGGAACAAGUCGACUGUAAGAAUCAUGAAAAAAGACUGGCAAAACACAGAUAAGGCUACACAGUGGAUCCAUGAGACAGCUGCAUCCUCACACUUGCCCUUCGCUCUUUAUCUCGGCCUCAAUUUACCUCACCCCUAUCAAACUGAAUCUCUUGGGCCCACUGCGGGAGGAUCCACCUUCCGUACCUCACCAUACUGGCUUACAAAGGUGUCCUCUGAGCUAAUCUCUAUUCCCAAGUGGUUGCCUAUGGCUGCCAUGCACCCUGUUGACUACUAUUCCACCGUCACCAAAAACUGCAGCGGCGUUUUCACUGAGGAGGAAGUCAAAAGCAUUCGUGCUUUCUAUUAUGCCAUGUGUGCUGAAGCAGACGCCAUGCUGGGUCGUGUGAUUUCAGCUCUGAGAGACACUGGCCUGCUCAGCAACACAGUCAUCAUGUUUACAGCUGACCAUGGAGAGCUGGCCAUGGAGCACCGGCAGUUCUACAAAAUGUCGAUGUUUGAAGGCAGUUCCCAUGUUCCCCUGCUCAUCAUGGGGCCCGGGCUGAUGUCUGGUCUGCAGGUCAAGCAGCCUGUGUCUUUAGUUGAUGUCUAUCCCACUGUGCUGGACCUUGCUGGUAUAUCAGCAGUAGGUAAUCUAAGUGGCCACUCCCUCCUUCCUCUACUAUCGAAGUCCAGUACUUUUUCCAAGAAUCAGCAUCCACACUGGGUACUGAGUGAAUAUCAUGGCUGUAAUGUCAAUGCCUCUACAUACAUGCUGAGAAGGGGUCGGUGGAAAUACAUCACCUAUGCAGAUGGCACGAGUGUCCCCCCACAGCUUUUUGACCUUACACUAGACAAGGAGGAACUUCAUAAUGUGGUUCUCAAAUUCCCAGAUGUGCAGGCACAGCUGGAGAAGCUAUUGCGUAACAUUGUGGACUAUCCAAAAGUCUCCACUGCUGUCCAUGUCUACAAUAAAAAAGCGUUUGGUGCGUGGCGCAGUAGUUUGGGGACAAACUACAGCCAGGUCAUCGCUAACCUUAGGUGGCAUGUGGAUUGGCAAAAGGAUGUGUUAGCCAAUGAGGGAGCUAUAGACAAUUGGCUCAAUGGCACUUUGGCAUAAUUUUAGUUUACUGAGGGUCAAACUGCUGAGAUUGGUGUAUUUUUAGCGAGCUGGAAUCGUACUUUGAUUAAACUUGAACUUUUAGUCACACAUCUUCGACAAUGGAAGAGUCAUUGAUGGGCUCGCUGGCUUUUUAUCAUAUUUGCUGUAUGAGUUUGGGUGAAUAUUGUUUAAAAGGUAUACCUGGCAAAGUAGGUAAGUUCAACUUUUCAUUGAGUGUCUUUUUAAGGAAUAAAUAAAAUACCCUCAAAACAGUGCCUACGCAUUGCUUGAAAGGCAUUUGAUUUUUAAAAAAAAAAAAAAAAAACCAAAUGAUAAUACAGGCAUGCUCAUGAAAGUGGGCAUGUCAUUGCUACAAGUGACAUUGAAUUCCAGAAUCACAGUGGUAAGUGAAAUGACAGCACUCUGACACUGAAACUGUUAACCUAAGACAAAUCUGAAAACAAAUAGUCACAGUUUAAUUCCAGUUUGUUUUGUAAUGGGAUUUAGUUAUGGAUCACUAUUACUUAGAAUCACUUUUAUGCUUCUUUUGCCCUUUUAAAAAUAUUCAUUUUGUUAGUGUCUCAUUUUGCCAGUUGCUUGUUGCUCUGUGUCACUGUUGAAUGAGAAAAUCUUUUUGAGGAUGACAAAAUACAUGUCAUCUUAAAGGAAAUUUAAUUUGUGAAAUGGAUCAAAUGUAAUUUAUCUUAAAACUGUUACCACAUAAAAUUAAGCCAAGACAAGUCAGUAUAACCAUGUUACUGCUUGCACGCCAUCAAAAGCGCUAGUUUGCUGUUUGUAGCUGUUUUACUUAUUUUCCAUAAAGCCCUGGUUGAAUGUUUAACUUUUUUUUUCUUAUACCAGGGGCAAAGAAAUGCUACAUGCUUUUUAGUGGUGCACAUUGGUAUUUCAGUUGUGUUGCUGUACUUUCAUAGUGUGGUUAUUUAGGAAACAAAAUGUUAACACUACAUAUAUUUCUUGAGAAAAACAUUCGGUGCUCCAGUUUUGCCUGCAGCCCUUCUAAAAUGAUCUCAGGACAUCUUGUGUUUAAGACUGAGUCGACCGUUUUGUGUUUGAUUCCUAUUUAUAUUUUAGUUUUGUAUAGUGUAGUAGUAAGGGGUUUAAUAUUUGUGUAAUAGCAUCAGGUUGGUAGCUGAGGCAUGAUUUAUUAAAUCCUUUCAGAGUACAAAUUAUCAGAAAGUGUAAUAGUUUAGCAAUAGUCAGCCUAUAAUGAUGGAUUACAUCAAAGUGUCCUUUUAAUGUCUCCACCUCAACACAAACUUGCGGCACUUUGUCAGUGGGACUUUAUUUGUAAAGAUAAAAUAAAUAUAUUGUUCACGAUU
Messenger RNA from Stegastes partitus (bicolor damselfish), 3011 nucleotides. RefSeq names its product arylsulfatase family, member K (gene arsk). Gene Ontology annotation, molecular function: glucuronate-2-sulfatase activity; arylsulfatase activity. Bases 118 to 1689 code for a protein of 523 amino acids. The record is from RefSeq and is a predicted model, not a curated record. The transcript has 8 exons. NCBI's taxonomy places the organism in Eukaryota, Metazoa, Chordata, Actinopteri, Pomacentridae.